UUUAUAUGUUUUCCCAAAACAAACCCAAAGCAGAGAAAUUUAGGUCAAAUAUAAGCAGCUAAAACUGCUUUGGAAUAUGAAUUAAAAAAGAAAUAACUUUUUAACUGGUUGAGUAUUUUGGGAUACAUUUUAAUACUGGACUAUAACUGGAAAGAAAUGACAUGCACCCAAGUACUCUGCAACUGAAGCUACAUCACAGUACGUGUCCCUGUAGCCUACUUUAUGUUCUGAAUAGAUUGUUUGCUUUUAUUUAGCCACCAGAUCUGUUUUGUUCCCUCUAGGAUAGGGAUUCUUCCUUUAUGCAAUAGCAAUAUCCUUUAACAGGCACCAGCUUGUUGUCUAGGGUGCUUGGGGCACUGAGUGACUGCUGAAAGUCCCUAUCUGAUCUUCAUGGGGUGGUGAGCUUGCCUGAGAACUGCAUCCUAGUCUGCAGCCAGAGAGAUAUUAAAGCACCCUUGUGUCCAGAGCAGAUUUGUGUGGUAUUUAAAGGAAUAGUUUUCUUCUGACAUUCAAUACUGUGGAGUAAGAAUGUCAGGCAGUUUUUUGCUGACAUUGAAUACUAUGGAGUAAGAAUGUCAGGCAGUUUUUUAAGCAUUUGCAUGUACAUGUAGUAAACUGCUUAGUACUUUUGAAUAGCCAAAAAGUUUGUGAAUAUGGAAUUUUAGUGCAAUAUCUGGUAUUGAGAGGAUUAGCUUUAUAAGUACGAUUUAUCUCUUUUGCUGUGAAUUUGGAAAUCUUGUCUACAAAGACAGAAGAUGUGCACCAUUUCAGAUCGCUUGACUUUGUCUCCCCUAAAGAAGUGACUUUAUUUGAAUAAAGGAGUAGAAAUUUUUGUACUUGGAUAAGAAAGGAGAUUCGCUUGGUUUGUUUCUCUAGGAUCCUAUUUUCCUAUAUAGGAUCCUGUUUUCUCCUCUGCAUAUGGUGAGACAGUUUUCCCAGUGGCUGAGAAAAUGAGAUGCAUUUAUCUCUUUUGUAGGAGGCCACGGAACUAAGAAUGUCAGGGCCUGCUGAAGAUGGGAAAAAAAUGGCUGUUCCACCUGCUUAUGCUGACCUGGGCAAAUCUGCCAGAGAUAUUUUCACCAAGGGAUAUGGUUUUGGGUUAAUAAAGCUUGAUUUGAAAACAAGAUCUGAAAAUGGACUGGAAUUUACAAGCUCAGGUUCCGCAAACUCAGAAACAAGCAAAGUCAGUGGUAGUUUGGAAACAAAAUACAAGUGGGUAGAAUAUGGACUGAUGUUCACAGAAAAGUGGAAUACUGACAACACACUAGGCACUGAGAUUACUCUUGAAGAUCAGCUUGCGCAGGGCCUGAAGCUGACCUUUGACUCCACCUUCUCUCCUAACACUGGGAAAAAAAGUGCUAAAAUUAAGUCGGGGUACAAAAGGGAACACAUCAACAUUGGCUGCGACAUGGAUUUUGAUAUUGCGGGUCCUUCAAUACGUGGAGCUCUCGUGCUUGGCUAUGAGGGGUGGCUGGCAGGCUACCAAAUGACUUUUGAGACAGCGAAGUCUAGAGUAACCCAGAGCAACUUUGCUGUUGGCUAUAAGACUGAUGAAUUCCAGCUUCAUACUAAUGUGAAUGAUGGAACAGAAUUUGGUGGCUCCAUUUACCAGAAGGUGAAUGAUAAACUGGAAACUGCUGUGAAUCUUGCUUGGACAGCUGGAAAUAGCAACACUCGCUUUGGAAUAGCAGCCAAGUAUCAGAUUGACCCAGAUGCCUCUUUUUCUGCUAAAGUGAACAACUCCAGUCUGAUUGGGUUAGGAUACACUCAGACUUUAAAACCAGGUAUCAAACUGACGUUGUCAGCUUUGUUGGAUGGCAAGAAUGUCAAUGCAGGGGGUCACAAACUUGGUCUAGGAUUAGAAUUUGAAGCAUAAGGAAUGAUUUCACAAUUGCUAAUCUGGAAAUACAGCAUAGCUACCUUCAGAAAAUAGUGUACCUUUCAAUGUUUUGUCUGGGGUGCAAGUGUUGCUACUAUCUGUCCUGCUAGUCCUGGCUAAAGACAGCUAAGCUUUAAAAAUUAUGUUGUUAAAGAAGUGGAGACAAAAUCAUAAAUAAAAAAUCCUAGUUUUUUUCUUUAUGUAGUUGCUCAUCACAUCUGUCAACUGCCACGUGAUAAGAAGGAAAGUGUUGAUUACCUCUACUAAUACAUUGAUGGCACAGGGAAUGUGUUAAUGUGUUAUAAAAUGUAGAAAUUGCAGACCACUGUAUUGUACUGUUCAUUGUGUAUGCAAAAUGUUCUAAUACCUAAGGUUUCAGUCAAUGAAGGAAUGUUUUGUCUGAAAAAAGGAUUUUAAAAUUUAUUCUUUUAGAUAUGUGUUUUAUCAAUGGUUUGUCUUACUUGGUUAUCCCACACCUACUGCUGUCUCCAGAAUGCUUUAGGUUGUCCACCUUGUUGAAGUCCUUGUGGAGGAAGUUUGAUGUGACUCAGCCAAUACUGCCUGUCCUGUGUUGUGAUUCCUUCCCCUUGCACUGAUGGAAAAGCUUUUAAAAUGGACAUAAUCAGGGAAGAGUCUUUGCAACUGCAAUCGUAUAGUUGCAUCACUAAUUCUAAACCAGAGUUUUCUUUUAUUACUUUUUUUUAGCAAGUAAAUGGGUACAUUUUUAGAGAGUCUUCCAUUUUGUGUGGAACUAGACCCUAAAAUGCUGUACUUGACACUACUAAAAAUGGAUAAAAACCCCAAACCUGACUUGAAUAAAAUAUUGAAAUGUCAUCUUUUACUCU
Molecule: messenger RNA, 2724 nt
Organism: Sturnus vulgaris (Common starling)
Lineage: Eukaryota; Metazoa; Chordata; Aves; Passeriformes; Sturnidae
Gene: VDAC1
Product: voltage dependent anion channel 1
Biological process (GO): monoatomic anion transmembrane transport
Cellular component (GO): mitochondrial outer membrane
Molecular function (GO): voltage-gated monoatomic anion channel activity
Source: RefSeq, a predicted model, not a curated record